Messenger RNA from Funneliformis geosporum, 571 nucleotides. Lineage: Eukaryota; Fungi; Glomeromycota; Glomeromycetes; Glomerales; Glomeraceae. The record is from the annotation of a GenBank genome assembly.
GCCAAGACGACCUCCAAAGAAAACAACCACCAGAAGUGUAACAAGAGCUGCAAAAGAAAAAGCUGCAGCAGAAGCUGCUGCUCAAACCGAUGCAACCUUUAUAGAUGGAAUGGAAGCUGACGGAUCAUACGAGGUAGAAACAACAUAUUCCCCUUCACAAAUAGAAAUUGAAGAAAGCGAAGAAGUUGACGACACUUCAACUAUGGAUCCUAUUCCAUCAGCAGAAUCGUCGUCUUCUGAAAGUAGCUUUCCAGCUCCAGUGAAUCUUCAUCUUGUACCAAGGCCCUUUAAAAAUCCUUAUUAUAAAACUCCAAAAAAAUUUAAAACACUUAAACAAAUUCUAGUUGCUGAAAGAAAUUUAAAUACACCUUUAGAUGUACCAACUUCACCGCCUUCAAUUAGACCGCAAAAGAAAUAUUGUGAUAUUACGGGAUUAGAAGCUAAAUAUACGGAUCCAAAAACGCGUCUUCGAUAUCAUUCUGCAGAGGUAUAUAAAGAAAUUAAACAGUUGGCGCCUGGUGUCAUCCAAGAUUAUCUUGGACUAAGACAUGCUGCGGUUGUAUUAAGAUAA